Molecule: messenger RNA, 936 nt
Organism: Peromyscus eremicus (cactus mouse)
Lineage: Eukaryota; Metazoa; Chordata; Mammalia; Rodentia; Cricetidae
Gene: Arl3
Product: ADP ribosylation factor like GTPase 3
Exons: 6
Coding region: 166-714 (182 amino acids)
Biological process (GO): cilium assembly
Cellular component (GO): microtubule cytoskeleton; cytoplasm
Molecular function (GO): GTP binding; GTPase activity
Source: RefSeq, a predicted model, not a curated record
CACUUUGGGUAAAGAGGAGCAGAACCCCGCCCCAUCCCGCUGCUCCGCUCCUCCGCUGCGUGCGAGGGACGUCAGGGGCGGCGCCGCAGCAGUUACCCCUGGUAACGGGGGAGGCAGAAGGAGGAGGAGGCGGAGGCGGAGGAGGAGGAGGGACUCGGCUUGAGGAUGGGCUUGCUCUCUAUUUUGCGCAAAUUGAAAAGUGCACCAGACCAGGAGGUGCGAAUCCUUCUCCUGGGCUUGGAUAAUGCCGGCAAGACGACUCUGCUGAAGCAGCUUGCAUCUGAAGACAUCAGCCACAUCACACCUACACAGGGUUUUAACAUCAAAAGUGUACAGUCACAAGGGUUUAAACUGAAUGUAUGGGACAUUGGCGGACAGAGGAAAAUCAGGCCAUACUGGAGGAGCUAUUUUGAAAAUACGGAUAUUCUUAUAUAUGUAAUUGACAGCGCAGACAGAAAAAGAUUUGAAGAGACGGGUCAGGAACUAACGGAAUUACUGGAGGAAGAAAAGCUGAGCUGUGUGCCCGUGCUCAUCUUUGCUAACAAGCAGGACCUACUCACGGCAGCCCCCGCCUCCGAGAUCGCAGAAGGGCUGAAUCUACACACCAUCCGGGACCGAGUCUGGCAGAUCCAGUCCUGCUCAGCUCUCACAGGCGAGGGCGUCCAGGAUGGCAUGAACUGGGUCUGCAAGAAUGUCACCGCGAAGAAGAAAUAGUCUAGAGCAGUGGAGAUAAAGGAGCUGUGGGAGCUGCGUUCGGCCCGAAAAGCACUGGUGUGCUGUUUUCUGACCAAAUGCUUUUUCAUCUGCACAGCCGCCGCUGUGUGAGGAGGGGACAACAGCUUCAGAAGAACCCCUCUCCAGCCGUAGGUUUUAACUGAUCUCCAAGGUUCAGUAUCGUUUUUCAAAUAAAGGAAUUAUAUUAUUUCCUCUGCAUAA